GAUUUCAUUGGCAAUGUUUGCAUUGGGAUAUGAUUGGACGUGGUGGUGGGAUCACACGCCUAAAACAACAUCUUCCUGAUGGAUAUCCAGAUGUCUCUAGAUGCCCAAAAGUGUCUCAAGAAAUUCGUCGUGCAAUGAAAGAUGAACUUGAUGGCAAAAAAGAAUUAAAGCAUAAACAACAACAACAACGUGAAAUGCUUGAUAGGCGAAGCUCUUAAGCACCAGUCUAUGAUGAAUUUGAAGGUCGUGGUGAAGAUCCAAAUGAUGAAGAAUUUUUAGCAGCUCUUAGUGCCUCUCAAACUCAAUAUGAAUAUGAGCGACAUAUGCAACAUAGUGGUAUUGGUGCUAGUGGAAGUGGCUCAGCUGGUGAUAGUGGAAGUGGCUCAACUACUGCAGCAACAUUGGGGAGGAGUGAAAGUGUUCGUGUUACUUCAACACAAGGUGGUAUCGGUCGUUUCUUUCCUUCUAUGGGACGAAGGCGUGCAGUUGAUAUUGCUGAUAUUGAUCCACUAGCAUUCCCGGACCAAGCUAGCAAAUAGACUAGGAUUGAUGAUGCUUAUACAAGGGAGAAGAAGAAAUCAAUAGGUCAAAGUAUUGCUAAAUUUUUUCAUUUUAAUCAAAUUCCUCCCAAUGCAGCAAAUAACACAUACUACCGCAGCAUGGUGUCCAACAUUCAAAAAUCUGGACCUGGUAUUCAACCUCCGACUGCAUAUGAAAUUGCUGGUCCGUAUUUAGAUGAACAAGUGGAGGAAAUCAAAACUUGGAUCCUAUCAUGCAAGAAGCAAUGGAGCUUAUAUGGGGUUACAUUAAUGUGUGAUGGUUGGACAGGACCUACACGGAUGAGCAUUAUUAAUUUUCUGCUAUACUGCAAUAGAAAGGUGAUUUUUCAUAAAUCUGUUGAUGCAACUGCAGAUUAUCAUGAUGCAUCUUAUAUAUAUCAUUUGAUGGAUAACGUAGUUCAAGAGAUUGGUGCAGAACAUAUAGUGCAGGUAAUUACAGACAAUGGUGCCAACUUCAAGAGGGCUGGAGAAUUACCGGAGCAAAAAUAUCAAAUGUUAUUUUGGACACCAUGCGCAGCACACUGUGUUGAUUUGAUGAUGGCAGAUAUUGGUAAACUCGAUAUAGUAAAGAAGGUAGUGAAAAAAGGUUAAUCGUUAACAAAAUUCCUUUAUAAUCAUCAUUGGGUUCACGGAUUAAUGAGGAAAUUUAUUAAUGGGGAGAUUCUACGACCAGGAGCAACUAGGUUUGCAACUCACUUUCUCCUAUUAAAAUCAUUAUUUCAGAAAAAAGUCGGAUUGAAAGCCAUGUUCACUUCUGAAGAUUGGGAAACCUCUCGAUACUCUAGUUCUACUGAAGGAAGGGAGGUACAAAAAAUUAUUAUAUCUGCUAGAUUUUGGGACUAUAUUUCAGAUAUUCUUAUAGCAGUGGAACCCUUGUACGUCGUUCUACGAAAAGUUGAUAUGGACAAGAAGCCACAAAUGGGCAACGUCUACCGUCUAAUUCACGAAGCAAAAGAGGAAAUUAAGAGACGUCUACAAUCUCCAACCAAGUAUCAAUAUUAUAUUGAUAUAAUCACUACAAGGUGGGACAACCAAAUGGGAAAACAUAUUCAUUUAGCAGGUGCGUAUUUUUUAUGAUAAAGAAUUUUUAAUAUUACUAUUAAUAAUUAUAUAUAUGCUUAAUUAUUUUAGGUUAUUAUCUCAAUCCGACAUAUCAAUAUCGUUAUAAUCUUGCCACAAAUGAAGAUCUAUUAGUAGCCCUCAGAAAUGUAAUAUCAAGACUCCAAAAAAAUAGAGAAUUAGCUGCUGAGGCUAUUAAUGAAAGUCGAUUAUUUCGAGAAGCAUAUGGUUCUUUUAGCGAUUCUUUUGUAGUGUCAUGCAGAUAUAAAAUGGAUGCAGCUGAGUGGUGGUUACAAUAUGGAGGAUCAGCCCCAAAUUUAAAAAAGAUUGCAGUACAAAUUCUCUCACAGACAACGUCUUCAAGUGGUUGCGAAAGAAAUUGGUCAACUUUCUCCCUCAUUCAUACAAAAGUACGCAAUCGUUUAUCUUAUCGUCGCUUCGAGAAGAUGGUCUACGUUCAUUAUAAUAUGCGUCUUCAACUAAGAGCGAUUACAGAAGAACAAGAACUGAAAAAACAAGAAUCUAGUGAUGUAGACCCAUUUGAUAUUGGAUUUGUCCAAACUGAGGAUGAUCCAAUGAUGGAUUGGUGGAGUGCUGUGGAGGCUGAGAAUCCCUUACUUGAUGAAACUGGAGAUCCACCACGACCAUCUCAAUUUCUUACUCAAGAGAUUGAAAAAAUACAAGCUAGAGGAGAUGUCAGCGAAGAAUAUAAUGAUGAGGCUUUUGACCAAGAAUUUCGAUUUUCCGGAUCACGACCGAGACGUUCUCAAUCAUCUCAACCUCAAAGUCAACCAAAGUCCGCAGAUAAAGACAAAGGUAAAACUCCUGCAAUUUUUACUCAAGAGAAAAGAAAAGUCAAAACUCCUGCUUUUAAAGAAAGUGGUCCAUUGAGAAUUAGUAAAAAUCCACUCAAUGCAAUUGAUGAGCAAGAGCAUGAUGAUAGUGAUGAAACAUCAUCACCUUCUGACACUAUAGUCCGACGAGAAGUUCGAAAUGAUGAUAGUGAUGUCAUUAGCAGUGCAAGUACUAAUGGAAGUGAUGGCAGUGGUGAUGCAUCUGGUGGCUGUAGCACUUAUGUUCCUUCUACUCCGGCACCGGAGCCUUGGACAUGUGAGAAAGAUUACACACAUGCAACCCAAGAUAAAGAUCAUAGAGGUAGAAUUAUUAAAUCUCAGUAUCAACGUCGAUCUAAGGGUGACAAACAAAAGAAAGCUCAUGAUUAUCAUGAUAUGCGGGAGAGUUUAGCUGAGAUUGAUUCUGAUCGAAGUUCAUCGUACUCUCAACCUUCUUAUUAUAGUUCUGAUGCAUCAUAUGGUGAUCCAUCAUAUCAGAGCUCAGGGACGUAUGCUUAUCCUUAUCCUGUGCCUGUACCUGUACCAGUCCUAAUUCCAGUGGUGUCAGUUCAAAUUCAACUUUCAGUGGUCAAUCGAGACAUGCUGAUGGACAUGUGGAGAAAUCAAUAUCAAUAUUGCAUGUCAUGGGAUGAUUAUUUAAUCUGGGCAUUGGAAAACUAUGGAGUUGAUUUAACCAGAAUGUUGCAAGAACCAAUGCUUCAAUCUGAUUCAUGUCAUUCCUUUUGGUAUUAGUAAGGUAUUGUAUUAUGAUGUAUCAAUUUUAAUUUGAGUUGUUCAUAUAUCAAUUUUCUUAAAAGAAAAAUAUAUUUAUUUGUUUUGCCUUACAUUUAUAUUUAAAAUUAAAAACUACCGAAACUGUAUCGACAUGGCACGAUACGAUACCGAAACUGUAUCGUUCCGGUCUGGGACCGAAACUCCGGCACGGCUCGAAAUUUUAAACCAUGCUUCCAUCCACCUCUAAACGUAUCUAUAUAGCUCAAAUCUUCACCCCCUCAAUCCUAGACUUAAAACCUUGUCUCAAGACCUUUCACCGACACCUCAACUACUGUCCCAAAACUGAUCCAACUCCUCCCAUCUCCUACGGCAACCUCUAAACUCGAUCAGAUCUUUACUCGAACCUCUUCCCAACCCUCGACUCAACCAUCGACUCAACCAACGACACAACCAUCGACCAACCCCUUCUAAGCCCCUUCGACUCACGGUUAAACCACUGGACCGAACUUCCUCGACUCCCGCCCUUUUUCCUCGCCACAACAACACUUCCUUAACUCCAACACCCUUCCACGUCUCUCAGGCAGCACGUCAAACCACCUCUCCAAUGUCCCUUAGGCAACAGCAAACUCCCGAUUAUUUCCAGUAAAAGGUCGACAAAACUUUAUCAAAGCACCUCUUUAAUGUCCCUAAGGCAACAGUAAACUCCUGAUUCUUUCUGGCAUCAGAUUUUCAAUCAAAAAGUCAAUAAAACUGCAUCAAAUCUGCACUUCAACGCCUCUAAGGCAGUAGUAACUUCACGAAAAUUCCAGCAUCAAAAUUUCCAAGUAAAAAAAAGGUCGUAGAACUUCGUCAACACAUCGCAGCGAUUGAAAAACACAUUCGUUAUCUAUAAAACAUGCGUUUGUUGGUACGGUUAGCACUAACAGUCUAACUUAGGUUUUGAUGAAUGA
Molecule: messenger RNA, 4137 nt
Organism: Zingiber officinale
Lineage: Eukaryota; Viridiplantae; Streptophyta; Magnoliopsida; Zingiberales; Zingiberaceae
Exons: 2
Coding region: 1889-3205 (438 amino acids)
Molecular function (GO): protein dimerization activity
Source: RefSeq, a predicted model, not a curated record